This is a messenger RNA of Dibothriocephalus latus, 729 nucleotides long. Lineage: Eukaryota; Metazoa; Platyhelminthes; Cestoda; Diphyllobothriidea; Diphyllobothriidae. The record is from the annotation of a GenBank genome assembly.
AUGGAAGAGGGUGUAGUGCAGGAGAUGCUGCGCAGCCCACUGGGCCGGCUUUUCGAAUCUGCCCACCUGGUUACCGAUGUGUCUGGUUCCGGCAAUAACUGGGCCGUCGGGCAUUGCUUAUACGGCAGCAAGUACUCCGAGCGGAUUCUGGAUGUGCUCAGAAAAUCUGUGGAGGCUUGCAGCAGUCUCCAGUGCUUCUUUGUCCUGCACUCAAUGGGUGGGGGAACAGGCUCCGGUAUCGGCAGCUUUAUAUCCAAUCUUUUGGCUGAUGAAUUUGUUACGGCCGUCUUCCCCUCUUUGGACGACGACGUGAUCACCUCCCCCUACAACACUGUCCUCGCGUUGAACCACCUAACCGAGUUUGCCGACUGUGUCCUUUCUGUCGACAAUGGGGCGCUGAGUUCAAUUGUUCGUAGGGCUCAAGCCGAACCACUGCCCAGGCAUCUAAAAACUGCCAAUAUAGGAAGUGUUGUCUCCAAUGAGGGCUCUCUGGCGUCCACAGAGCGAGUUAAACCGUUCGAUGCCAUGAACAACAUUGUGGCCAAUGUGUUACUCAAUCUCACAAGGUUAGCGUUUAUCUAUUAUUCAAAAUUUGUUACGUCACUUCGCUUGCAUGUGCUAGAACCAAAUACUGUCCUUGCGACGGUCGAAUACGACUUGCAGGACCGGAUACCGGAAGUUGGCAGACUCACAGCUAGAGAGUUAGAGAGAGAGUGCCUGUGGAAUUGA